GAGGCUAGUUACCACGUCAGUGAGCUGACAGGGAGGGUAGCCGGCUCCACUAUCCGGCCCGGCCGACCCAUUCUGACCAGCUGUGCGGGUCCACCCGGACUUCAGCCUUCGCUUCCUGAAAACAGGCUCCUUUCCUCCUCCAUUUGCCAUCCGAGCCGGGGGAGCCGCCGGGAGCCGCCUCUGGGGCGCAGCUGACAUGAGCCGCGGCCGCGGGUCCUGGGACUAGGCCCCGCCAUCUUGGAUCCGCUGACAGGUUUGUCAGGAUGGUGGAUAAGAAUAUUUACAUCAUUCAAGGGGAGAUUAACAUUGUGGUUGGGGCUAUCAAACGAAAUGCCCGAUGGAGCACCCAUACACCAUUGGAUGAAGAACGGGACCCUCUUCUGCAUAGUUUCAGUCAUCUAAAGGAGGUUUUAAACAAUAUAACAGAACUCUCAGAGAUUGAACCCAAUGUGUUCCUUCGACCAUUUCUAGAAGUGAUUCGUUCUGAAGAUACCACUGGCCCCAUCACUGGACUGGCACUCACCUCCGUCAAUAAAUUCCUGUCCUCUGCACUCAUAGAUCCCACUCAUGAGGGCACAGCAGAGGGCAUGGAGAACAUGGCAGAUGCUGUCACCCAUGCCCGCUUUGUGGGCACAGAUCCUGCUAGUGAUGAAGUUGUCCUGAUGAAAAUCCUUCAGGUUCUCCGGACUCUGUUGCUGACCUCAGUGGGUGCCCACCUGACCAAUGAAUCUGUGUGUGAGAUUAUGCAAUCUUGCUUCCGGAUCUGCUUUGAAAUGAGGCUCAGUGAGUUAUUGAGAAAAUCCGCAGAGCACACUCUCGUAGACAUGGUGCAGCUGCUCUUCACAAGGUUACCUCAGUUUAAAGAAGAACCCAAGAACUGUAUGGGGACCAGCAUGAAGAAGAUUUCUCCAUGUCUCCUCAACAAACUGGAACUAAAUAGUGAGGAGCAGACCAAAGCCCUGAACCAGUUAGAGAGGGUACUGCUCUUUAAGAACCUCAAGCUGAAAAUGAGAGCUGGAGGCAUGAGUGACUCGUCCAAGUGGAAGAAACAGAAGAGAUCUCCCCGGCCUCCACGUCAUAUGACCAAAGUCACACCAAGUUCAGAGCUGCCCACCUCCAAUGGGACCUCCUUAUCCUCUAACCUCACUGGUGGCAUGCCCUUCAUGGAUGCACCCACACCCAUCUCAUCGGGAAGUUCAGAACCUGCCUCAGCAGUAAUCAGUCCCUCCACAGACAGUGGCCUGGAUUUCUCCUCCCAGACGACAUCCAAGGAAGACCUCACUGACUUGGAACCACCUGGCUCUCUAGUGUACCACACAGCUUCAGAGCCUGGCGGCAGUGAGCCGGAAGUUCCAGAGCAGCCUGACCCCCAGCAGGAGGGGACCCCCAUGGAAAAGGCCCAAACACCAUCAGGAGAAUCCAUUCCUGAAGUACUAGAGGAGUGUGCAUCCCCUGCUGACCACUCUGACUCGGCCUCCGUUCAUGAUAUGGAUUAUGUCAAUCCCCGAGGUGUGCGCUUUACACAGUCUUCCCAGCAGGAAGGCACAGCUUUGGUUCCCUAUGGUCUUCCCUGCAUCCGUGAGCUCUUUCGCUUCCUUAUCUCCCUCACUAAUCCACACGACCGCCACAACUCAGAGGUCAUGAUCCACAUGGGACUGCAUUUGUUGACAGUGGCCCUUGAGUCAGCCCCUGUAGCCCAGUGCCAGACCCUCUUGGGCCUUAUCAAGGACGAGAUGUGCCGCCACUUAUUCCAGCUACUCAGCGUAGAACGGCUGAACCUCUAUGCUGCUUCCCUAAGAGUAUGCUUCCUACUGUUUGAGAGUAUGAGGGAGCACCUCAAGUUCCAAUUAGAGAUGUACAUAAAAAAACUCAUGGAGAUCAUCACUGUGGAAAACCCCAAGAUGCCUUAUGAGAUGAAGGAGAUGGCACUGGAGGCCAUUGUGCAGCUGUGGCGAAUACCCAGCUUUGUGACUGAGCUCUACAUCAACUAUGAUUGUGACUACUACUGUUCCAACCUCUUUGAGGAACUCACCAAACUGCUGUCCAAGAAUGCCUUCCCUGUGUCAGGUCAGCUCUAUACAACACACCUGCUAUCUCUUGAUGCCCUACUGACAGUGAUUGACAGCACUGAGGCCCACUGCCAAGCCAAAGUCCUCAACAACCUCACCCAGCAGGAGAAGAAAGAGACAGCUAGGCCUGGCUAUGAGGCAGUAGAGGGUACUCGAGAAGCUAGCAAUGAUGAGAGAGCAGGCAGUGAUGGGAAAGCCACAGGGCUGGCAUCAGAAGUCCCAGGCCUUCAUCUGCCUGGUGGAGGGUGGCUGCCAGCAGAACAUGGGAAGCCAGGAUGUGGUGAUCUGGAAGAAGCUGGUAACUCUUGGGCUGACAAAAAGUUUACCCGGAAGCCACCUCGAUUUUCCUGUCUCCUGCCAGAUCCACUGGAACUAAUUGAAAUUAAAAACAAAAAAAAGCUACUAAUUACUGGCACAGAACAGUUCAACCAGAAACCAAAGAAAGGGAUCCAGUUUCUACAGGAGAAAGGUCUCCUCACCAUCCCAAUGGAUAACACAGAGGUAGCCCAAUGGCUCCGAGAGAACCCUCGGCUGGAUAAGAAAAUGAUUGGAGAGUUUGUGAGUGACCGCAAAAACAUUGACCUAUUGGAAAGUUUUGUGAGCACCUUCAGCUUUCAGGGUCUUCGGCUUGAUGAAGCUCUCCGCCUCUACCUGGAAGCCUUCCGUUUGCCUGGGGAAGCACCAGUCAUCCAUAGGUUACUGGAGGCAUUCACGGAGCACUGGAGGAAUUGUAAUGGCUCCCCAUUUGCUGAUAGUGAUGCCUGCUUUGCCCUGGCCUAUGCUGUCAUUAUGCUUAACACCGACCAGCAUAACCACAAUGUUCGCAAACAGAAUGUACCCAUGACCCUGGAGGAGUUUCGUAAAAACCUAAAAGGUGUGAACGGAGGCAAAGACUUUGAGCAAGACAUCCUGGAGGACAUGUACCAUGCCAUCAAGAAUGAGGAGAUUGUGAUGCCUGAGGAGCAGACAGGCUUGGUUCGGGAGAACUACGUCUGGAAUGUGCUGCUUCAUCGAGGUGCCACCCCUGAAGGCGUAUUCCUACAUGUGCCUCCUGGCAGCUACGAUCUUGACCUCUUCACUAUGACUUGGGGCCCCACCAUUGCUGCUCUCUCUUAUGUCUUUGACAAAAGCCUUGAGGAGACAAUCAUCCAGAAAGCCAUCUCAGGCUUCAGGAAGUGUGCCAUGAUCUCUGCCCACUAUGGCCUCAGCGAUGUAUUUGACAAUCUCAUCAUCUCUCUGUGCAAAUUCACAGCUCUCAGCAGUGAGUCUAUUGAGAACCUACCCAGUGUAUUUGGAAGCAACCCUAAAGCCCACAUUGCGGCCAAAACAGUAUUCCACCUGGCCCAUCGUCAUGGUGACAUCCUGCGGGAGGGCUGGAAGAAUAUCAUGGAGGCCAUGCUACAGCUCUUCCGAGCUCAGCUGCUGCCCAAGGCUAUGGUGGAGGUAGAAGAUUUUGUAGAUCCCAGUGGCAAGAUUUCUCUCCAGCGAGAAGAGACACCGUCAAACCGAGGAGAGUCGACAGUACUAAGCUUCGUGAGCUGGCUGACCCUGAGUGGUCCUGAGCAGUCUAGCAUGCGGGGCCCAUCCACUGAGAACCAAGAGGCCAGGAGAGCAGCCUUGGACUGUAUCAAGCAAUGUGACCCAGAAAAGAUGAUCACAGAGAGCAAAUUCCUCCAGCUGGAGUCCCUGCAGGAGCUCAUGAAGGCUCUGAUCUCAGUGACACCAGAUGAAGAGACAUAUGACGAGGAAGAUGCUGCUUUCUGUCUGGAGAUGCUACUAAGGAUUGUGUUGGAGAACAGAGACCGUGUGGGCUGUGUGUGGCAGACUGUUCGAGACCAUCUCUACCACCUCUGUGUCCAAGCACAAGAUUUCUGUUUCCUCGUGGAGAGGGCAGUGGUAGGGUUGCUGCGUCUGGCCAUUCGGCUGCUCCGGAGAGAAGAGAUCAGUGGCCAGGUGCUGCUCUCCCUGCGCGUCCUGCUGCUAAUGAAGCCCAGCGUGCUGUCCAGAGUUAGCCACCAGGUUGCGUAUGGGCUCCAUGAACUCCUGAAGACCAACGCAGCCAACAUCCACUCGGGGAAUGACUGGGCCACCCUUUUCACUCUGCUGGAGUGCAUUGGCUCAGGCGUGAAGCCUCCAGCCGCCCUGCAGGCCACGGUCAGGGCAGACGUACCUGAUUCUGGGGCACAGUCAGACAGUGAGCUCCCUUCCUACCAUCAAACUGACAUGAGCCUGGACCGAGGGUACACUUCUGACUCGGAGGUCUACACUGACCACGGCAGGCCUGGCAAGAUACACCGCUCUGCCACAGACGCUGAUGUCGUCAGCAGUGGUUGGUUGGUGGUGGGGAAGGAUGACAUAGAUAACUCCAAGCCAGGGCUGGGGCCCAGCUGGCCAGGCCCUUCACCCCUGGUCAAUCAGUACAGCCUCACAGUGGGUCUGGACCUGGGCCCGCACGACACCAAGUCCCUGCUCAAGUGUGUGGAAUCACUGUCUUUCAUCGUGCGUGACGCUGCCCACAUCACCCCUGACAACUUUGAGCUCUGCGUCAAGACCCUGCGCAUCUUUGUGGAGGCCAGUCUCAAUGGCGGGUGCAAGUCCCAGGAGAAACGCAGCAAGAGUCACAAAUAUGACAACAAAGCAAGCCGCUUCAAGAAGAAGCCCAAGGAGGGCUCAGUGCUUCGGCGGCCUCGUACUUCCAGCCAGCAUGCCACCCAGGGUGGACACAGCGACGACGAGGAGGAGGAGGGUGUGCCUGCCAGCUACCACACGGUGUCUUUACAGGUCAGUCAGGACUUGCUAGACCUGAUGCACACCCUGCACACACGGGCAGCCUCUAUCUAUAGCUCGUGGGCAGAAGAGCAGCGCCACCUGGAGACAGGAGGCCAGAAGAUUGAGGCGGAUUCCCACACCCUCUGGGCCCACUGCUGGUGCCCUUUACUGCAAGGCAUCGCCUGCCUGUGCUGUGAUGCCCGGCGCCAGGUCCGAAUGCAGGCGCUAACCUAUCUGCAGCGAGCGCUGCUGGUACAUGACCUGCAAAAGCUGGAUGCCCUGGAAUGGGAGUCCUGUUUUAACAAGGUGCUGUUUCCUCUGCUGACCAAGCUCUUAGAGAACAUCAGCCCAGCAGAUGUGGGCGGGAUGGAGGAGACCCGGAUGAGGGCUUCCACACUGCUCUCAAAGGUCUUCCUACAGCACCUGUCUCCACUGCUGUCGCUUUCCACCUUUGCGGCCCUCUGGCUCACCAUCCUGGACUUCAUGGACAAGUACAUGCACGCGGGCUCCAGCGAUUUAUUGGCAGAGGCCAUCCCCGAGUCACUGAAGAAUAUGCUCCUGGUGAUGGACACAGCAGAGAUCUUCCACAGUGCAGAUGCUCGAGGAGGGGGCCCCUCUGCCCUCUGGGAGAUCACGUGGGAGCGCAUUGACUGCUUUCUGCCACACCUGCGUGAUGAGCUCUUCAAGCAAACUGUCAUCCCAGACUCCAUACCCACGGAGCCGCAUGGCCCCAAAUCUCUGGCCUCAGCCCACCUGACUCCUGCUGCUGGCGACCCCUGGACACCUGGCCGUCCGCCUCCCCCGGAGAUACCCUCAGAGAUGGGGACCUGUGACUUGGAAAAGCCCAAGGGCCCCCGAGCCCCUUGCAGCAGCCCCCCCGGAUCACCAGUGGCUCCAGGUCCUGCCCCAGAGGGGGCGCCCCCCCUGAUCCUGCAGCCCUUGGCCUCCCCACUGCAGGUAGGCGUGCCACCCAUGACUCUGCCCAUCAUCCUCAAUCCUGCGCUCAUCGAGGCCACCUCUCCGGUGCCCCUCUUAGCUACGCCACGCCCCACAGACCCCAUACCCUCCUCUGAGGUCAACUAAGUCAGGGCCUCCAAGAGGCCGGGCUGUCCCGGGGCCCAACUCCUCAGGCCCAGUCCGAGCUGCUGCUGCUGCUGCUGUCAUAUGGAGAUGGGGAGAGGAGAACUUUUAUAGCCCCUGCGGGAACCCGCCUCAGACUGCAGGACUCCCCUCCGCUGCUCCACUCCUGAGGGUCCAGGAGUGCACUUGUCACCUGUAGCCGCUGCCUCCAGCCUGGCAGCACUGGGGACGCAUCACUGUGCCAGCCCUGCAGUGCCCAGCUCAGGUGUUGAGAGCCAAGCCCAACCACUCUGCACUUUGCUCCCUCUCCCGCCCGCCCCAUGAGCCGAGGCCUCUCCUCCAGGGCUUCCUGCAGAGGUGACCGCAGGUGGGGCCUGGCGGUUGUAAAGGAGUGUGUACAUACAGAAAACCAUGGCAAUGAUGGACUUCUUAUGCUGUAAUAAAUGUCCAAGUACGACACCA
This is a messenger RNA of Fukomys damarensis (Damara mole-rat), 6380 nucleotides long. It is a transcript of the gene Gbf1, whose product is annotated as golgi brefeldin A resistant guanine nucleotide exchange factor 1. The record is from RefSeq and is a predicted model, not a curated record. The transcript has 41 exons. Bases 264 to 5921 code for a protein of 1885 amino acids. Gene Ontology annotation, molecular function: guanyl-nucleotide exchange factor activity. Gene Ontology annotation, biological process: regulation of ARF protein signal transduction. NCBI's taxonomy places the organism in Eukaryota, Metazoa, Chordata, Mammalia, Rodentia, Bathyergidae.